CAUCUCACCUAGAUGUUUCUCCCUGUUUUAAGGGCCACCUCCUCUCUGUUUCUUCCUUUUGUCUCGAUUCCCUAUUCCCUUCAUGGUUCCGAAUCGCAUAUUGCCUUGGUGCUGUCUUUGUUUCCUGCACAAACCUAGUAUCAUCUUCUUCUCUGAAACAAAGCACUACUGAGAUGAAUCUGAUUUACAUAGAUCUAGGGUUUGAACACUGUUUUGCUGUUGAUUGGGUUGGUAGGGGGUGGAUUGGCUCUGCUUUGGACAGAUUUUCAGUUGCAACAAUGGGUCCUCGUUUCCUUAAUGAAUUUCAACAGCAAGGGAUUGAGGAGUACCAUACCCCCCUCCUGUUGAUUAUUCAUUAGGAAUAGAUAGGGCGGUUUGUUGCUGGAAUCCCUUGUUCUCCCAGUGAAGCUUCUCCCAGUGAAGCUAGUUAAAUAAGAGUAAUUAAUGGCAAAGGGUGGAAACAAGAAGGAAAGUACUGGGCCCAAUGAAGCCCGAAAGCCAGGACGGCCUCGAGGACCACCAGUGUAAGGAAGAAUUGAAGAAAAGGAAUGAGGACAAAAAGCGAAAGGAUAGAGAGUAUCGGGCGAACAGAACGCACGAACUCAACUUAUAUAGGGCCUUUAUUGAAGAGCCCGAAAUUGCUGGCUUGUUCAAAGCCUUCAAGGAAAAGAAAGAACAAGAGUUCAAGGAAGAAUUAAAGGAGCUUGAGAAAGUUUUGAUGGUGUGAUUAUCUGUGCCUUACUUCCUUCCAAGUUUCAACCAUGCCCCAUUUCUUUUUGGGUUAUAAUAUAAAAGUCCCCUGUUUAUUUGUGAGAACAAAAAAUGAUUUCAAAUUAAUGAUUGAAUCUAUAUUGUUCUGAAUUAUAGUUUUAGACUGUUUCAUGUUUUCCUUCUACUGCCCUUUGUCUGAAUCUUUUCAACUCUUUCUCUGAAAUUUUAGGAGGAUGUAACACCCGAUUCUUCUGACGAGGACUUGGAUGCUUUUGUUCAGUCUCUCCUGAAUCCUAAAAUGCUCACAGGAAAUUCGGCAGGUAUGU
Molecule: messenger RNA, 1037 nt
Organism: Rubroshorea leprosula
Lineage: Eukaryota; Viridiplantae; Streptophyta; Magnoliopsida; Malvales; Dipterocarpaceae
Source: the annotation of a GenBank genome assembly